CUCUGCAAACAACACCGAUAAAGACGCAGAGGCGCCAGCUGAGGACAGCAUUGCGGACACCACAUGAGACCAUGAGAUGGAGGGGCGAGGCUGAAGCCAGCAGGAUCAGUCAAUUAAGAAGGGCGAGAAAGAGUGUCACCUGGCCACACCUCUGUUCUACUCAAGCAGAAGUGAACACAUCGGAGAAGUCAAAUGCAUUUUCUCUUAUUGCUGCCCAGAGGACCGGAAACCAAGCGGUGUGCACCACACUGGGAGACCCGAGAAAACCUGCUGAGUCUCGUCUGUCACGCGGUGACAAGGAAGCCCAGAAUCCAACUACAGCGACUAAAGCACCAGUGCUCUGGCUGGCGAAUUUAACCGGAGCUUUUUUCAGCUUGGGCCAGACACCCAUGGUUUCAGAUAGCCUGGGAACACGGGACACUGACCGCCGUGGCUUGUUAGUUGCAAAGCCUCGGUGGCAGAGUGGCCGGCACACCAGUGACAGGACGCGAGAGCCCAUCCGUCUGCACAGGUGGGACUACAUGGUCAUUAGUUCUGAUAACAAAGGUGAAAUUGCGUGUGGACAGGUCCAGAGGUCCACUCACAUGAACCCUCAUCAACGAAGGCACGAAGACCCGAAGGCCACUGUGCCCGCGGCCUGCUACAAUGACAACAGCGGCGCCUUCGACAUCGCAACAGGGGCGAGAGGCAGCCGGGCAGAAAGCAGACAGGGCUCGGCCACCGCCAGCCCGUACUGGGUGCCUGCGGGCCUGGAUGGGCUGCACACCUGCGACCUUGCCGGCCGGCCAGCCGCCACCCCUGUGAGGCUGCAAGACGCCCGGGCCUCGGAGGACGAUCAGCGUCUAAGACAGGCAGGCUCUGCAGAAACUUUCAUCUGUUUUGUUGCCAUGAAGAAAUAUGAGCUGGAAAACGAAGAGGACGCGGCGGGAAGUAAAUUCUUGGAGUACUUUAGAGUAGAAAUCUUCACUCCUGCUUUGGAGAUGUUAAUUUGGCUUCAGCGCCGAAUCUGCCCGCGUGGAAAGACUGAACUUUCAUGAUUCCCCGCGGGCUCCAAGCGCUCACCCUCUCUGUCGUCCCCAGGCUUCUGUGUCGCACGGGAUGGCGCAGGCUGCUGCGAGGCCUGGCGAGGGACAGACACUGAAGGCUGUGGGGAAGCUUGGCGGGUCAUCGUCCCUUCUCCUUACAGGACCUGCACAGGAGCACUGCGGUGUCAGAACCGAGUAUAUUUGCACAUGAAGGAAGAAUUAAGCUUUAGAAAGAACAAUGACUAGGACAAGGCCAAAUUUCAAAUGUAAACACAGGGCGUGGCUGCUGUAAUCUUACUAAUGGGGGCGGUGUGGGGCUCUGCUUGUCAGCACCACAAUGGUCUUCUCAGAUGUGUCCAGUUUUGCAAAGAUGUGCUGGAUCUCAAGUCAGUAGAAGUUUACACACUUCGCACGCUUCUCCGCUGGCUCUGGAAAGGCUGACGGACUUCCCGGCUGUGAUGUCCUCAAGAAUCGAAUUCACAGAGCUGGGAGGGCCAAGAUCAGGGUGCUGAAGUGACCAAAGUCUUUCAAACAAUACCCUACGUGGAAGCACACUACCGAGACAGGGUCGGGGAUGUGCGGGUGGGUGGCACCUCCUCCUGGUGUCCUCUCUGAAGCCAGACCUCCCUCUAAGCAGCUCAUUCUUUGCAGAGUGUGAGAACAGCUGCCCACCUGGGGCGCUGAGCAGCCUGGAUUCGUGCUUACAUUACCAAUUCUGCUGCCUACAGAAGUUGAGGUUUCUCCAUAGAAUAUUACAUUUCCCAGGCCUUUGUGUGAAUGUGAUAAAAUUGCAACUAUUACUAAAGUUUAGCAUCUUUUGGGAACAAGUCGGAAAUCUGCUUACUAGCAAAUAUGUUCAAUUAAAACUGACCCUGGUCUCAAUUUAGGUGGCAAACACACAAGCUGAACCGUAGCAUAGUAACACUGCAGUGCAUCGGAAGGAAGACACUGUGCGACAAAGAAAUGAUUUUCUGAGCCCACACUGCAGUUGAAGGUGUUCGUGUGACCAGGGCUGGCCAGUGAGGUGUCCGGGGUACAGAGCAGAAGCUCUGGGCACUGGCUGGGAGGACAGGCGGGCACCUCCCCUCCCCUUUCCUGUCUUCAUCCUUCCGGCUGACUGACUUAGAAGAUUCUCACCAGGAGGUUCCCACCAGAGGGUGGAAACUUGGCUUUGUGGAACCACAUUUGAUUUGUUUACAUCCAUUUCUACCUGAAAGAGAGAAAGGCAAACUCUGUGUCUUUUAUGACACAGUGAGGUGGACUCUGUUGAAACAAAACACUUUCUGUCUUGCUUGUGUGUGUGCAUGUAAGUGUAUGUACGUGUGUGUGUGUGUGUGUGUGUGUGUGUGUAGGGCAUUUGUAGGAUAUGGGGAUGAAGAAUAAAAAUAUAGGAACCAGUAAAAGACCUCCUGCAAGGUUUCUCCUUCUAGAGAGGAAAAUCUGAGUUGCUCAGAGGGAGCCACUCAUGCAAAAAACUGUAUUCUCCUUCCCUCUGAUAGAGCUGUACAGAGCCCUCCUUAGCUCACUGGCCUCCACAGGCUGUGUCCAGUGCUUCAGCUGGGUUUUAGCACAAUGAGUAAAAUGUGCCGUGAAAACUCUGCUAAUUGCAGUGCUUUCACUUUUCUUUCCUUUUUCUUGCACACUGUGACAGUUAAAUUGAAUUGUGCCAAUUUGAUUGUGUAAGAAAAGCCCAGGGAUUAAUGAAGUCCACUUCUGCGUGCGUCUGGGUGAGCCGUGACCUUGGGAACUACGUACGCGUCCUGGCCUCUUCUCCAUCUCUGUUGCUCUGCUCUGUGUCCCAACCUUCAUAAAGCAAGUAGCUUUCAUCUGCCAAACCCCUCUGCCACGAUAUUUUCCUCUUGGAACCAACCAACCAUGGACUGGACCCACUGAAACCAUGAG
Molecule: messenger RNA, 2927 nt
Organism: Fukomys damarensis (Damara mole-rat)
Lineage: Eukaryota; Metazoa; Chordata; Mammalia; Rodentia; Bathyergidae
Gene: Lgsn
Product: lengsin, lens protein with glutamine synthetase domain
Cellular component (GO): membrane; cytoplasm
Molecular function (GO): catalytic activity
Source: RefSeq, a predicted model, not a curated record